Messenger RNA from Talaromyces marneffei, 618 nucleotides. RefSeq lists its product as uncharacterized. Lineage: Eukaryota; Fungi; Ascomycota; Eurotiomycetes; Eurotiales; Trichocomaceae. The coding region runs from base 1 to 618 and encodes 205 amino acids. The record is from RefSeq and is a predicted model, not a curated record. The transcript is spliced from 2 exons.
AUGCCAUCUCCUCUCCCUGCCAACGCGCGGGUCUCCACUAAUCCCUUCCUUGAAUCCAAACUGAACCACCUGCGUGACCGAUCACUGGGCAGCAGCGCAGUUCGGGCCACCACCGCUGAAAUCGCGCGCAUUCUAGCUGUCGAAGCAACGCAAAAUCACAAGCCCGACCAUGGCAAAAUCGGACUGAUAGUGGUGCUCAGAUCUGGUUUGGGGAUGAGCGAUGCGUUUUUGGCGCAGUUUGCUCCUGAUACGGACGUCGUUGUUUAUCAUAUUGGCAUGUUCCGGGAGAAGCAUUCGUUACAACCGGUGGAGUACUACAACAAAUUGCCGAACAAUAACACGGAAAUCAAACGAGUGUAUGUUAUAGAUCCGUUGAUUGCGACGGGUGGAACAGCCACAGCUGUUAUUGAGAUCUUGCGAGACUGGGGCGUUGAACACAUCACCUUCGUGUCAAUGUUGACAAGCCAGCAAGGUCUAGAGCAUGCCACAAAAGCCUGGCCUGAAGGAACCGAGUUCGUUAUUGGUGCUAUUGAUCCACGCUUGGAUGCAAGCGGUUAUAUUGAGCCUGGCAUAGGCGAUAUUGGUGACCGUUUGUUUGGAACUGGACUGUCACAUUGA